This is a messenger RNA of Dermacentor albipictus, 4808 nucleotides long. Its product is annotated as plasminogen receptor (KT). Gene Ontology annotation, biological process: positive regulation of plasminogen activation. The record is from RefSeq and is a predicted model, not a curated record. NCBI's taxonomy places the organism in Eukaryota, Metazoa, Arthropoda, Arachnida, Ixodida, Ixodidae. Gene Ontology annotation, cellular component: plasma membrane.
GCUGCGAAACAAGCUGCCUUCUAUUAUAACUGUAAAAGUUCGCGCCGCCACUGACCUUUUUAUAAACGAAAAUGGGUUUCGCAUGGAGCCAGCCAGCUCAUAACACUUUUCAAGAGCAGCUAGAAAUGCAGAAUUAUCAACUGGAGAGACAGAUAUACAUGAGACACCUGAUGCACCAGCGAAUGUUGGCCCUCAAGAUCGCCCAUGCUCGGGAGCUAUUUUAUUGGCUCACCGCGUUCUACGUUGCCUCCAGUGCGGCUCUUUUCGUUGGGUAUCGAAGGACCAAGAAGCCAUUGAUGUUGGCACCUAUUUUACCCAUGACAUUCAUACUGGCUUACCAAGGUGACCUGGCCUAUGGGAGCAAGCUUGAGAGGAUCAAAGGUGAGGCAGAGAACAUCAUGUCGUUUGAGAAAGAGCUGCUGGAACUCCCUCACAAUGUUCCCACCGUCGGCGGCAUUGAUGAAGCUCGGGAGAAAGCAAAGGACGAAGGGAGUUUCAACAGAGCGCAUGACAUCUUUCUGUGAACAUACCUGCCUCUUAGCAAGACCCAUUGGAGUCUGCGUUUCCCUCUUACAGAACGAUUCUGGCCCACUGCACUCGUCGUUAUACAUACCUGACCCGGUGCUACUAGUACCACCGAGAACUUCUCCUCAGUUUGCAUUCUGCAAAGGUUCCCUUUUUCCGCUUCAAGUGAAUUUUUUUCUCGCAGUUCUGUGGUAUUGUAUCAGACAUAGAGUUCCUUAUUGGUGAGAAGCAUUUUGUGAGCCUUAGUAUGCGAUAUUAUGCAGGGUUUGUUAUUAUAUUUUUGGCCAAAAAAUCGCAAUACAUUGUAAAGUUAACAGAAGUGUACAUGCAAGCACUCUGUUUCUUUUAUUUUGUUUUUUCUGAGGUGACACAAUACAGAGUCUGUUUUAUAUCUACAUGCUAGCAGUGAAUGUUUUAUCAUUUCUUAAGUUAAUUAUCGUUCCUACUAUUUUAUGGUAUUGUAUCAAAUGUAGUGUUGUUUAUCAGCAAGUGAAGUUCUGUGGGUCUCAGGAUGUGAUAUUAGUAAGGGUUUGUUUGCUUUGUUCUUGGCAGAAAAGUGCAUGACAAGCAGAAGUGUAUCAGCACUUCAUUUUUUGUUUGUUCUUAGGUGAAACAGUACAGCAUAUGUUCUCAUUAAUGUACCUAUGUUCUAGCGAUGAAUGCUUUAUCAUUAUCUUUACGGGUUUUUAGGCUAUUUGUUGCAGCCACAAGCUUGCUUAUACUUAGUCCCCAUCACAAGGCUCUGGUAUUUUGAUGUCCAGUGGUGCCUUUAGCAUUCUGGCAUUAAGCACAUCAUGUCCGCUGCCUCCUGACAUGUCGCGCAAGGUAUGCAGUCUGUCAUUUUUGCAAAUGUCCUGACUAAAAUAAUUGGUAGCAGAGGGAAAAAAGAAUGCUACCUGGGGCAUCUUUUGCAGAAUUCACUUUCUGCAAGACUUUUUAGAACCAUGCAGUAGUCCGAGAUGCCCAUAGUCACAUCUGUGACCGUUUUCUUUAUGGUUCUCUAACGAGCAUCAUGGCCUAGUAUAUACCAAUGCACUUGUUAACUUAGUCUUGUUAAUCUUACGCUGACUAGUCACAUUAUACAGUCGUUACCAUUUGUCGUCCUAUUUUUUUAAUGUGCAAUUCAUUAGAUCAUUUUGACGUAGCUGAACCAGUGAACAUGCUUGUUCACGUGUCUUUCACUACAUCAAAUAUUUAUGCAUAGCUGCUAACUGUUAGUACUUCAUAGUCACUAAGUCAUUUGCCAGCAUUCUGGUCAUACGUUUACCUUGAGCACUUUUGCCGAUAUUAAACAUCAGUUCCUCUGCCAGGAUUUCAAUCAACGAAGAAGUGUUCAGGGUUUCGGAUUUAUAGGUUGUGUAUUCAAGGCAGUGGACUGUGACUUUUCACUCUCUCUAGUCUAUUAAAACAGCAGUAAGAACAAAUAUAUACAUAUAUAUAGUGAAUGUUCAGUGGAUUGUUCUAUCUUUAAAUGUUGUCACACAUUAUCUUUCCUGUUUCAGUUCUUUCUAGUCAUGUUAAUGUGCUUUUCUAUGGAAAACAUUUUUGUUUACGAGAACUUUUUUUUUUUAGCUUGUUUCAAUGACCAGUUAUUGUCAGUUCCAGUUCCAGCUAUUGUCACACACAGCCUAAAUCAUGGAGUGUGCACAGCAGCAGUCAUUAAAAUGUCAAACAUUUAUAUCUACGUACUGUGACACUGUAUGCAAGAGUCGUGUGUGAGCUUAGUUUUGCUAAACAGACUGUUAACAUAAAAAGUGGAUGCAGUGCAGGAGUCACAAAAAAAGUGAGACAGAGAUGUACACUGCUUUCACCCCGACAUUUGAUAAUGCCAUUUCAAUCACUUCUAAACAGAGCUUACUGCUGCCUUAAUAUAUGUGGACAUUUGAUACACUUUGGCAAGAGAAGAGGAGGGGGUCAACCAAGUGAGACAUGAACAAGACUUUGUGAUGAUUAGUCAGCAUGCUUUUUUGUUCUCAUAACGCGUGGAAACACAUAGUGCUAGUGAAAUGGCAUCCCUGAUGCCAAGGCAGGUGUGUUAUACUGUCCUCACCGUACGAGCUUGAGCAGUGGGAGAUCACUAUUGCUACAACUUACACCCAUGUUUCAUCUGGUUGACCCUCGUAGGAUUACAUGCCCACAUAAAACUGCAAAAUAUAUCAGCCAUAUACACAAAAAAUAUAGCAGCUGCUAUAAAUGCAGCAGUGUGUGUUAGUGCUUAUUACCAGAGUUGUUCAGUCAUACGAAUUGUCAGAUCUCUCUUCGGAAUCCAGACAUGUUGACUGGACAAAAAGCGUCAGGGUCUUCUGAACUACGCAAUGCUUGUGAGAAAAAAAAAAUUUACAUGCCCAAAAAAUGGUGCUGCUUUAUAAAGCACCAAGACAAGAAAAUGUAGAAGUUCUAAGACAACAUUUUUCAGCUAGAUCUGUUUCAGAUAUUUUUUUUCAAGCAGAAAAUUGGCCAUGAUGGCUAUUACACACACUAAAGCAAGCUUCAUUCUGGUAGUCUCUCUGGUGUCAUGUCAAACUAGCCUCUUGGAUUGGCAGUCGGGGAUACUCAGAGUUUACAGCAGAUUCUUUGAAUUUGUAUGAUUGUUUCUCUGCUUAUUACAAUGCUUUUUGGACAACAUGUGUUCUUUCAAUACAAGUGAUUUCUUGGCAUUGAGUGAAGCCAUGGUUCUAGAAGCACAAGAAACUGUUUGACAAAGCACAAGAGGUACUUAAAAUCAAGUGCACGUGACUAUUUACUAUUAGAAAAAGUGAGCUUUUCCAUUCUAUCUGCAUAUCUUAGGCUAGCAAAUUGUGUACUAUAGUUGAUCUUUUCUAUAACAAAGUCAUAAUUUACAGACAAUGCCUUGCAGGAGCCAGAUUAGCUAUGUAUACUCUUUACCAAUGCACAGAAAUGACAUGACAGAUUAAAAUGUAACCAAAGUUUCAUGACCCUCAAGAAUCCAGUGUGUACUUGGUUACUCACAUAUCCUCGAGGAAACGGACAUAUCUCAUAUUGCCGAUGUCUCAGAUUUAAUAGAGUACAUAUUAACAUCUUUUUGUCAAAAACUGCUAGCAAAGUGAGGAGAACAGACGCACUAAGUUUUCAAAAAAAAAAUUGAAGCCGAUAACUGUGCAGGGUCCUUCUUAUAACAUAACUUUAGAAUGUCAUUCUAUGCAGUUAUCUGCAUGGCCUAGACGUGAUGACUUUUUCUUUUUCCAAAGGUCGUACUAAUUCAUGACAUAGGUUAAGUGUAGGUGUAGGUAAUAGGCUGAAAAUAUGAUAGUUCUUUGCCAUGGCGUUCUUUUUUUCUUGACAUCAGUGUGAAAAAAAAUUUUAACAGGCUUUUAUAACAAGCAAUAUAGUAAUAAGUAGCUCAAGGACAGCCUUCCAUUUUUAUUGCUGCCAUGUCUGCAUGUCUGUGACGUGUUUCUCUUUGCACAUAGCUCGCACGAAAUAAAACAAGUGGACAAGCCAUAAAUUGUCAUAACAAAUAUGCAUCUAGCAGUACUAUUAGAAUAUUUUUAGCAGUAUAUAUCACUUCUGAGUAUGAAAAAAACACUAUACUGUCACCUAGUUGUGGUAUGUUGCUGCGUAUGAUGCACCAUGCCUAUAUUCUGGGUGUCUUUUAAUCUGCAAUCAAAGUUUUGUUCGCUCACAGUGUAACAUGCGUGCUUGCUAGGACAAGAAAACUUCAGAGUAAAGUGUCAUAUGCAGAACUCUUGGGAUAAUUCAAACUCUAUUUAAAAUUGUAGUUGACUGUAACAUAUCUAAAAAUUUUAUUUGACCCAGUUUUAUAUUCAGUGCAUUUUGAAGCCACUAAAUUGAAACAAGGUUUUCGGUUUUUCAAGCUUCUUGACAUUCUGGGACAAAAACAACAGCGGAUCACAGGACAUUGAUUGGGCAUGAAUAAUCAGCACCUAUGCUUCGUAUUCACACUGUUGUGAUUAGCAUCACUACGAAAUGGCCCCACCAACCCAGUCACUGCAAACACAAUGGUGCAAUACAAUGGUAUAAUAAGUAUGGCUGUUUAUGCAUGCCUACUGAGGUACUAUAUCUGCCCAAAGGCGCCUGCACAUGUGUAUGCUAUAUGUGUGUACAAUAAUCUGCAAUUGUGUUCGGGAGAGUGACUUAUUUGGGAAAUUCUUGCAAUAGCCAAGGCCCGUAAAAGUUUGGAUUAACGUGAUUCAACUGUAUUAAAAAUUGCUUUGCUAUAAUGAAAAUGUAUUAGCGUGGUGUGUAUCUUGGUAACGGUGUCUGCUUAUUUCUGAACAUGCAAUAAAGCUUGUUGAGUUUUA